Cuscuta epithymum is the source of this 840-nucleotide messenger RNA. The record is from the annotation of a GenBank genome assembly. Lineage: Eukaryota; Viridiplantae; Streptophyta; Magnoliopsida; Solanales; Convolvulaceae.
UAUAUAUGUUGUGAUAACACUAGCUAGCUAUGAGGGCUGUUCAAGGCAGAAAGAAUAUAAUAAGUUUGUGAUGGGAAUAGAAGAAGGCAUGAUUGGUGGGAGGGAUAGUGUAGAGAAGAGACAGAAAAACAUAACAGCCAUGGAUUUUGAGAUGGAGAAUGGAGAUGGAGAUCAGGAUGGAAGCAGGUUCUUGUGUAGUGAAACUGCCUUCUCUCCCGUGCAGCAUCCCACUGAACCUCUUGGAGAAGACCGCCCCAUCAUUUGCCCAAUGCCAUACUCUUCUUCUAUAUUGAAGGGAAAUGCAGGGUUGCAAGCAGGGAGAUUCUCUGCAGAUAUGGUGAGGAGGAGGAGAUCGGAUCAUUCAUUUGCGCCUCCGAGGAAGAGCGGAGGAAUCUUGGAGGUGACGAUGGAGCCACCGAUCAGGGCGGUGCGAAAAAGACACCACCCAGUAGGGCAAGAUUACCGGGCGGCAACCGCCGUGCCUGGCCCUGUGUGGAGGCUUCCGCCGCAAAAUGGGACCAUUUCUCAGGCGCUCCACCAAUUUAACCACUUCAAAUCUUGACGACCUUAGCGCGCGCGGCGACGCUGAUCCCAACCCUGCCGGCCGGCCGGCCACUAUCUCAUCAAGUAAAUAAACAUUAUAAUUAUAAUAAUAAUAUAGUUUAAUUACAAGAUAUUCGACAGAUCUUUAGGAGUGUAUUGUAUGUAUAUGAAUUGUGGUGAACAUUUUGCAUAGGUAGACUUUUGAAAAUGCACCAAGACUAUUAAAUUAUAGGUUUCCAUGAAUUUUGUUGAUUUGCAUAAAUUUACUAAUCUCCUGUUAAUGAUAUUGUAAGUUAG